This is a messenger RNA of Naegleria lovaniensis, 6555 nucleotides long. RefSeq lists its product as uncharacterized. Gene Ontology annotation, biological process: cAMP biosynthetic process; intracellular signal transduction. The record is from RefSeq and is a predicted model, not a curated record. The transcript is spliced from 3 exons. The coding region runs from base 1 to 6555 and encodes 2184 amino acids. Lineage: Eukaryota; Heterolobosea; Eutetramitea; Acrasida; Naegleriidae.
AUGACACAAAGCAACCACCACCAACCACACAUCACGCGGCCGACGCGUCAUAGAAUCACAAGAACACCCAUAACAAAUACUCUUCUACUUCUUUUCCUUGUUGUGGGAUUUGUGUUGUGGUGUGAAAGAGUCAAGGCCGAUCCAUCACUUGAAGUUUCAUUUGUACCAUCCACAACGUAUGUGAAUGACACUUCAGGAAAGCCAAAACUCUCUGUGAAAGUGAAUAAUUGGCUGAUGCCUUUAACAGCGGCCUUUGAAUAUCAAAUAUAUUACCAAGACGACUAUGCGAAAAUUCCAAUGACAGAUAAAAUCAAAACACCCUCUCUGAAUGUCAUUCCAUUUACAACGAGAUUUGAAAUUGUGUUACCAGUAUUCACUGCGGUCGCCAAUUACACUGCCAGAGUCGAUGUAAAAACGUUGAAUUCUUUUCCCGUUGCAAAUACUAUAAAUCCAUGGUCCGUCAACAAAAUGAUCAUCCAAUCAUAUAAUGAAUUUACAUCCUUUGAUACGUUAAGCAAAUUAUCAUUGACAGAUUUGGAACAAGCUUCUACAAAUUCCUUAUUAUAUGCAUUGAGUUCGCACAAACAAAAACUAUUGGACUCACUCACGAUGGCUCUUUGUGCCAUGAAUCCCAAUACUUCAACAUUGCAUGAUACCAAGUCAUUGGUCAAUUCAUUUAAAUCUGUUUCUUCAUUUAAAGAAGAAUUAUCACAAAUGAGCGUUGGAGGAAUUACCGAUUCCAUUAGUGAUUAUUCAAAAAUUAUGGUUUCUCUUUCGAAGAAUCAAUCUUCCAAUUCUGAAGUUCAAUCGAUAAGUAAUAUGGUUGACACAGUCAAGGAUGUAUUGGGUAUUAUUUCAAAUUGCAUGACUGCAUUGAGAUCUUAUACAAAUAACAAGUAUAGCUCAGUAAUUGAAAAUAUGAUUUCAGUGACAGCAUUGACAGCUAACACGACAGACAGUCAUAUAUUGAACAAUGAAGCUUUUGAGGUAGUGAUAUUGCCAGAUUUGACAAACCAAACAAGCAACCCAUUCCUGACUCUCAAUGGAAGCAUCAUUAUUUUCACUCCCAACUCAUUAAUUUCUGAGACUGCGAAAUCGGGAAAGAAACUCUCUUUGGGAAGUGUCAAAUAUUUGUAUAGCUCAAAGAUUGUACCCAGCCAAACUGUACAAUUAGAAUUCAAUUCUACCACAACAACUAUUAUAACAGAUACUUUACAGGACUUGUCAAAUACCAUUCAAAUCAUUUCACAAAACAUCACACUGAACUCCACUCUAACUAAUAACUCAUCUAUGCCAUUGAUUCGAGUUUCCAUAGCCCCAAUCAUUUCAGUAGAAUAUUUACAAAAUGGAUUGAUUACAGCUCUCACAGAUUUGCCUCAACCCAUUCAAAUACUUUUUCCCACUCUCAACACGUCAAUGAUUUCUCGAAUUGAGCAAUUUACGAAAUCAUCUAACCUCAAAUAUAAUUUUAUAUGCAUGUAUUGGAAUGAAACAGUGAACGCUUGGAAAUCAAAUGGAUGUGUAACACUCCAGCUAUCAACCUAUUACAUUAGAUGUGAAUGCGACCACACAACCAAAUUCACUUCAUUUAUUGAAUUUUCACAAGAUACACGCUCAACCUUCUCCUCUGACCCACAAUUAAUUGCACAAAUUAUCAUCUCGUCCAUAUUUAUCAUUUGCAUUCUGAUCAUCCUUGUAGGAUUGGUCAUCAUGUCAAAUGUCAAAGCUUUCACCAAACAACCUAUUAAGAGUCGAUGGAUAUUCCCAUACCUUUCACUGAUUGCUCUACUCAUUGAAAAUGCCUUUUCCAAUAUUGUUUCAGAAUCGAUCACGCUCAGCAUUAAUAAUGGAGCUUCCAUUAGUUACGACGCUGUCAAUAUUUUCAGAGAUGUGUCUGCAUUGGUUGUGGUUACUUUGAUUUCUUUGGCAAUUUGGAAUUUCGUGUUAAACCACAUUAGAUACAUUUUGUUUAGAUACAUGUAUGAAAUUAUGAGCAUGCUCAAUGAGAGACAACUUUCCUUAAAACAAUUAUCACCAAUUGUGAAAUUCAUUUCCAACAAGAAGUUUAUGAUUCUUUCCAACUGUGUCAUCAGCUUAUGUGUGAUUGGCUAUUUUGUAAUUUUUGUUUCUCUGGCAAGAACAAGUGUCAUUACAUCGACCACUUUUUCAUGGAUUAUGAGUGUAUCCUUCUUUGUAUUUGUCAUGGUUAUGACCACAUGCUUAAUUGGAAUUUAUUUGUUUGAUAUUUAUAUGGAGGUCAAGUACAAACAAAUAUCGAAUGAAAUGAAAAAUGUGGGCAAGUUCAUCAUGUCAAGUGACCACGGUAACAACAACAAAACUCAACAACAAUCAGGCUCAUCAAAAUUGGAGCAUUUCGUACAAGGUGUGACAAAAUCAUUCCCUAAAACGGGUGCAAAAGGCGUUCAAGUGAAUUGGAAAUUUUACUCAAAUUCAUCGUUCCUUCGAAGAAUGCAACAUUUCUUUUUAACCAAUGACAGAUUAUUUUUCAGAUUAGAAGCUGUUAUAUUUUUCGUUUCCAUUGCACUCUUCAUUAUUGCUUAUGGUUUAGGAUUUUCCGUUCUUGCCGAGACUAAUUCAACAACGAGCACAGAUACUUCAACCUCGUCUUCACCAUUUACCAACGAUAACCUCACUCUCAAACUUGCAUUUAAUUUAGUUUUUCAAACAUUAUUUGAAGCAGGAUUUAUCAUUGCCUUUGGUGGAUUGGUAUUUAUUGGAUCGUUCAUUAAGAAUUCCAAGAAUUUAUCAGCAAGAAACAAAUCUUCGACCACCGAUUCCGUAGUAGAGAGCGAACAGGAUGCUGUAACAAAACUUUUGAAGAAUCCAAGCACUAAAAAAGUUUUUGAGCAAUUUUGCAAAUUGGAAUUCUCAUUGGAGAAUGUGAUCAUGUGGACCAAGGUUGAGAAUUUUAGAGAGUUAUUGAAAAGCACAGACAGUAGCCACGAUUUAUUUAAAAAGAUUUGUGAAGAAAUAGAAGAAUGGAAUGAGAGUCACUUUUCAUCCAGUUCUCGAUUUGAGAUUAAUUUUUCUUCACAAGCAAGAGAAAAGUUUGAAAAAGUUAGAAAAGAAUUGACAGCUCACAAAAACAAUCAUGCAUCAACUCUCUCAGAUGAAUUACUGAAACAAGUUUCUGACUUUGCCCAUAGUGUAAACUUGGAGCUUAUUUUAAACAUCAACGAUACCUAUUCGAGAUUUAUUCUCACUCCUGAAUACAAGGCUCUCUCAAGUAUCGCCGUUCACUUGAACUACCGAGCUCAUGAUUCUACUAUUUUUGAAAACAGAAAAACUAGAAGACUUCUUCUCAACUUGAAUACUAUGGCUGCAAAAAAGGCCAUCAAUUUAGGCGCUAUUGAACAGGCCAGAACCUUUGUCAAUAUUGCACGCGAGUUGUUACUCUGUGAAAACACUAAUAUUUGGGAAGAAGACUCUUUCUUAUACAAUAUUGCUUUUGAUUUACUGAUUGCACAAGGAAAUUGCGAAUACUCUUCAAACAUUGACUCUGCCAUUUCAAUUUUCAACUCUGCCAUUGAAAGAUCAAAAACGAAGCAUCACCUUUAUCAAGCAUGCUAUCAUGCUCAAAUGGCAUACGUGUCACUAGGGCAGUUUGAAAAGGUUUUUGAAAUACUUCAGAGCCAUAUUUUUCCAUCGAAGGACGAACUAAAAUUUCUAACAUUUCAAACCGAUGUUGAACAACUGAAAUUAUUUAUGAAAACUAAGAUGGAUUACUUGAAAAACACUUUGUUGAAUCGCUUUACAUCUAAACAAGAUAUUAUGAACUUGCCUGAUCUGAAUGAUUUGGAAAAGAUCAAUUUCAUUAACAUUCUAGCCAUGAGUAGUCCAGGUGUCUAUUGCAUGCAAAGCGCCAACAGCAACUAUAUUUACAUGAUCAUCAUUCUUGUUUGCAGUGAAAUCAUUCUUCAGCACGGGCUUUGUGAAUAUGCACCUUUUGUUCUUUGUGCAUUAGGUUGGUUUUGGUGCACAUUUGAAUUAUAUCCACACAUGCAUAUUUUCGUGGAAGGAGGAGUAGAACUUGCAAGAACCAAAUACAAGAAUCAGAAACAUUUGGCUGCAUGUUUGUUAUUACGACUUUUGAGCUUUUUUAUUCUUCCUGUGAAUUCGUUGGAAGUAUGGAAUAUGGCUGAAGAGGCUUUUUUAGUGACCAUGAAAAGCAAUAACAAAGAUAUAGGAGUAUUUACCAUUGGACAAUAUACAUAUCAUCAUUUUUUUGAUGCGAAUGGCGAUAUGAAAACCGCUAUUAGUUUAAGCAACAAAGUCAUAGAAACAUUGAAGCAUAUGGGAAAUUUUGGUCUAGCAGAUACAGCCCUUGCGCAGUUAGAAAUGAAACAAGUGUUGUGUGGUGAACAUGAACGCUUUGAACCUCCCUACUUGACAGAUGUUUUCAGUCAGCCCUUUUACAGUUACUAUCACUUCAUGUUCAAGGGUAUUUCAUUGUACUUUCAACGAAGCGUUGAAGAGGCAUUUCAAUGCUUUGAGAAGACAUACGAAUUAAGAUAUAAUACAGCUGGAUUGAACAAUGAAUGGCUCAAUGCGUUGUUUAAUGGGCUAACUGCUUGUGAAUAUGAAACUUAUUUGCUGAAAAGUGCAACAGCUCCCUCACUAGUUGAUAGAUGUGACAAGCUAAUAGAGUAUUCAUUGCAAACCAUUGAAAAGGUUUCACACACAAAUCCAUUGAUAUUUCAAUGUUGGCAUCAAUUACUGUUAGCUGAACGUUUACUCGUUGAUUUUCGACGAUUUGGAACGAAAAACACAGCUACAAUUAUUUCCACCUAUAACAGAUGUCUCAAGCUAGCAAUUCAAGAACGGAAUUUACUCAUUCAAAAAUUAGCUUAUUGGAAAAUUGGUGUCCUGUACCAUGAGCUUGAAAUGGACGAUAGUGUGAGCGGACGAUAUUUCUCUCAUGCUUAUGCUCAAUUUAAUGAAAUGGGAAUUAUUAUAUUUGCUGACUACUUGUGGACGAAUUAUAGACAACAAAUUGAAGCAUACGAGAAGAGUCUCUACGAGAAUCAGUUAGAAUUGUCUAAACAACCAUCUAGCAACAUCUCGUCACAAGAUAGUUUUAUUGAUCUAUCAAAACCACACUGCUUGCUGUCACCUUAUAACAAGAGCGUAAUUGAAGAAAAUAGUGAUCUAGAUCUGAAAGAAAUAUUUACUUCGAUUUUACCUUUAAUUAGGGAACAUACUGAAGCCAAGCGGUGCUGCUUGAUGUUAAAAAGAAAUUCUAUUCUGUAUUUAGAUGCAGAAUUAACUACAAACAAACAGGACAGUAUUGAUGUAGAGAAUACAAAUAUUUCACCAAUAAUGACCAUCUACGAAGGAAGAGCAAUAGACUCAACACUGGAAUUGCCAAUACCUGUAACAAUGGCUUACAGAACUUUACGAACUAAAACAGAACAACUCUAUCCAAAGGAAGACAAAACUGAACCUUAUUUUGAAAAGAACCAGAAAACAAUUUUCUCUGCUUUAUGCGUUCCCGUAAUAAGAGAACGUAGUUCAAUUGGAUGCAUUUAUUUAGAAAAUAGCGAAAAUGCAAGUGGUUUCUCUGUGGAAAACGUGACUAUGGCCAAUCUAAUCAUCUCUGUCAGCAUUGAUAACGCAACAAUUUUCAGUUCCAUUAACAACUCUUUUACUCGCUUCUUGCCGUCUGAAUUUUUAAAGAUGAUAGGAAAAACACACGUUACCAAAGUACAACCAGGUGAUGCUGUGACAAAAGAAAUGACCAUUCUUUUUGCAGAUAUAUUUGGAUUCACAGAAAUAAUUGAACAGUUGCUACCGAAAGAAGGAUUUCAUUUUGUCAACAGAUUAUUAUUGGAGUUAGCUCCACCAGUUUCAAAACACGAAGGAUUUAUCUAUAGAUAUCUAGGUGAUGCAAUCAUGGCCUUAUUUCCUGAUCCCAAUUCAGCCGUCAUGGCUGCUCUAGAAAUAAUUUCAAAUCUCGAAAAAUUCAACAAGAAUAAUAUUUGCAAUAUCAAAAUUGGAGUUGGAAUUUCCAAUGGCACAGUCAACAUUGGAACAGUCGGAUAUGAAGAUCGAAUAGAUGCUACAAUCAUUUCUGAUACAACAUACAUUGCUGCAGCUUGUGAAUCUCUUACACGAGUGUUUAACACUCAAAUUAUUGUCACCGAAAGUGUGAUCCCAUUCAUUUCAUCCACUGCAACAAAUGAUCAUGUACACUUGACCCUUCUUGGACAAUUUAUUUUACCUCAUCAUAAUUCCAAAGCAAGAAAUUUGUAUGACGUCAAAAAAAAGAGUUCCAAGACAGAGGAGUCUUGGUUGAAAGAGCGUUCUGAACUCACCCAAGUUUUGGACUUGUUUCGAGAGAGGAAUUUUCGAGAAUGUUUUUCAGCAGCAACGCAACUCAUUAAGCAGAGUCAAAACAAGUGUAUGGUUUCCAUAUGCCGAAAGUACAUGGAAGCAUGUGAACGGUAUGCUGAUCAUCAACUACCUGAAGAUUGGUGUGGCGAAAUUCGUUUAGGUAGAGAGGGAGAAAUAAAACCUUACCCCUUCUCGGUUUAA